Messenger RNA from Paramuricea clavata, 365 nucleotides. The record is from the annotation of a GenBank genome assembly. Lineage: Eukaryota; Metazoa; Cnidaria; Anthozoa; Malacalcyonacea; Plexauridae.
CUCUAGAUAACGGUGAUUCUGUUAUUCUUGUCCUACUGGAUCUGUCGGCGGCUUUUGACACCGUGGAUCAUUUAAUGUUAUUAACAAGAUUAUCGAAACGCUUUGGCAUAAGGGGUCGUGUGUUGGAUUGGCUUACCUCAUACCUUACAUCCAGGAAACUGUUUAUUCGUGUUGAGGGAACUGAUUCGUUAUUGAGUGAUCUUGAUUGUGGUGUACCUCAGGGAUCUGUGUUGGGUCCUCUGUUGUAUUCACUCUACACUGCCCCUCUCGCGGAUGUGGCUAGGCGCCACAAUCUGCGCUUUCACUUUUUUCUGAUGAUGGGCAACUUUACAUUGCAUUCAAAACGAAUGAUCGUGAUGAUUUAA